AUGAAGCAUCGUGAAGAAAACACGUUUCGAUUUCGGUCUUUCACGGAUCUGCUCUCUUCCAUCAACGUUGACGUUGUCCAUCAUAUUCGACGAGUGGAUGAUGAGCCUGAAGAAAGGGUUACAUAUUUUCAUGAAAAGCUAGCAGAUCUCCAAGACCUGAACAGCACGGAGUCAUUUUUGAACUUCGUUGAGGAUGUUGGACGUGAUUUCGAAACUCUGCCACAGCUCAUCGUCACGAAAGAUGCGGUUGUUGGGAAACUCAAAGAACAUUUGGUCAAGGAAGACAACAUCGCAGUUCCGGCGCUGCUCGAGUUGGUUUCGGCGCUUGCCCGGGACUUGCAGUUCGAAUUUUAUCCGUAUUUCUAUGACUUCUUCGAUAUCAUCUUGAAUUUGUGCAAGCUCCGAGAUGCAGAAAGAGUCCAGGCGUGUUUUACUUGCUUGGCAACUUUAUUCAAGUUUUUAUGGAGGUAUCUGAUCAAGGACAUAGUCAAAUUUUUUAAGGCGUUCGUUCAGUUGCUACACUCAUCGGAGCCCCCCCACGUUCGCACUUUUGCUGCCCAGUGCUUCGCAUUUCUGUUCCGAAAAGUUCCCGAACAAAUGUCCGUCUUGCUUCUGCUGCUUGAUGAGCUUACAAAGGAUGGAGAAUUGGCUGAAGGAUUUGGAUUUCUGUUGUCGGACGCCGUUCGAGGCGUGAAAGGAAAAUUCCAUUCCUCAUUUGAAUCUACGAUGCGAUUGGUUUUCGAUCUUUUCAAAAGUUGCUCGUGUGUGGAUUCACUUGAAGAAGUUUUAAGAAUCACGUUUGAGCGAAUGGCAGGUCACGCGUCCAUAUCAGAUUCCCGAGCGGAUGUCCUCCGGGUUUGGAACCUGCUCAAGGCUUUUGUCAGUGAAGAAACUGGGCUGAAAGAAACGAACCCGGCAGGCUGGUGUUGUGCCUUGAAAUGUGUUCGGCAGUGGUCUUGUUUUCAUGGUGGCCGUUUGAUCGUUGAUCUGCACAUUACCUUGGACAUAUGUGCGUCUGCUCUUAAUCAAGCGAAGGUGUACGAAGAAGAGGAGAUUAUCGUCAGUGCUCUUGCGCAAGUCUUGAUGAACGAGUCCCGUCGAUCUGUAGCAUUGGAUCUGUUGACCAAAGGCAUUUCUUCAGUCUUCACGUCCGACGUUUCGAAGCAUUCUGUUUGUGAUUUCGUGAAUGCGUUGUGCUCGCAUAAUUUUGCGUAUUUGGACUCGCAUGUUUUACCGCGAUUCUUGGCCCUGAUAAUCUCAAGUGCGGCCUCGAAGAAUGGAGCAAGUCAAUGCGAUACUUUACAUUUUUUAGAAUCGCUUUCGAAGAUUCGUGAAAGCAAAGGAAGUGAAUUUCAUUUCGAGCAUCAUGUUCUAAGAUUCCUUCCCGCGAACAUCGAAAGAAAAUCUCUGAAUGUUAAGGAUGUCCUAACCGACUGGUUGCUUGGAAAUAUUACACUACAUCUAAAGGAAGACGUAGAUAAAAAGUGCCUGAUGUAUAUGCUCAGCUGCGUUGCACACUGUCAUCCUGUCAAUGUCGAACGUGUUUGGGAAUCGCUACAAAGUCUGUGGACAAGUCUCAUGAAAGCCAGCUUGGAAGAUAUCUCUGAAACUGGUUCUCUUGAAGCGGAUGAAAUCUCAUCCUGCUUGUUCCUUGUUGCAAGAUCGCUGCACUCAUUUGAUUCAGACAUGUUUGCUGAUCUUGUCACGAGUGAAAUUGAAGAAGGCUUGAUGAAUUCAUCGCUUGCGAGUGACCCGAGGGGUUUGCAGAUUCUUUUGUACGUGAUGACCACACGAAAAGCGACUAAACCGGAUGCGUUCACUAUUGAAGCCCUGGAAAAAGUGUACGAGAAGUUGAAACACAAUCUUAUGGCGAGCGAAACAGAAGCAAGGAGACUUGUGCUCAAAAUCUUUGCCCUGUAUCCGGUCGAGUUACCAAAUCCAGAAAAGAAAAGCCUCUCAGUGUUCGAAUUGUGCUUAAAGGCUGAAGAAUUUCCCGAUUCCAUGGAGCAUUAUCGAGAAAAAUUGAUUUGGUUGGAAAAGCUGGACUUCGACUUAGUGCAGUCUAGUUUGCCUGUUGGACUGCGGUAUGAUUUGGCGCCGGUAUAUUUCAUAAUCGGGAAUAUGUACACCAACUUGUCGCUGCUUUGGAAGCCUUGUGCAAAAGUUCUCUGUUCGCACGCAGUUUCUCUCCCAGGGAAAGAAUUUUGGUACGAGGCGAUGAAACCUGCGCUUGAAACUGCCGCAAAACUAGCGGCUGAUGCCGUUUUAUCCAGUGUUGCAUACGAGGAAGAAGGAGACGAAAAUUUUCAGUGGUUUUUGCAAAGCCUGAGAAAGGGCGGAAGAAAAUUGUCCGGGUCUGGCAUCAACGUUCACGUGGAUCACGUGCAUUGGCGAAACACUAUUUGGCGUUCGAUGGAGGAUUUCAUUGGUGUUCUUGAGCCAUUCAACCGGGAUCUGGUCGAAUUGUUUCUCUCUUUUCUCGAAACGGAGUACUAUCGUUCAAACUUUUCACUACUGAGACAGGAAGAUUUGACGAUGGCUAAUGAAAUGGAAGAACGUGAGAAGAAACCAAAAAGUCGCACAAGAACGCCUGCUUUUCGAUCGUUGCUUGCACAUCUGAAGGUGUUUGCAAUGUUCAAGGCUGGCACGUCAAUCGCUCGGAAAAGUGAUAUGAAAAAAGCAUAUUACGAAUUGCUUCUAAGUGGUCGUUCGGAAGUUCAAAAGGCUGCUUUGGAUUGCAUUUUUGCCUUUGGGCCAAAGACGUGUCCUGCUGCACGAGAAAAUUUGAAGGAAAGGCUUUAUCGUCUGCAAGAUGGGAAGACUUUCAAGAAAGAGAUGAUGGCUCUUAAUUCAGAUUUAAACUCCGGUGCGAUUGAUGAAGACGUGAGAGAAAGAUGUCGAGAAAACGAGUACACGAAGUUUUUUGAAUUGGCCUUCGGAUCCGAGAUGUGGAGUCUCGGAAUGAGUUUGCCAGAAAAUGAAGCUGAAAUGAGUGGUUGUGUCCUGGCGCCUCCAUUGCGCAAACGCAAAGCGGGUUUACUUUUGAUCGGAACAAUUUUUCAGCAGAUCGGGAACAGAAUUACUGGUGAACUGCGUUCCCAUAUUCUCAGAGUGAUGUUGGUGAUAGGAGCUCAAUCGGUCGUCCUCAUGAAACGCAACGAUUUGCACUCAAAAGUUCUCGAGCGCUUGAAAGACGUCAGAAACACUGUGCAGAAGAGAUUAACGCACUUUUUUGAAGUGUUCGACAAUUACGAUUGGACGGAACGUGAGCUUGAUUUCAUUUUCGAGUAUCUGAUUGCGCCACAGCUCCCGAGACUAGCCGAAGAUACAUCGAAUGCCGCCUCUGUCUUGCUGAAGUUUCUGCUGAGUUUGGGAAAGAACCCCAGGUAUUAUCCGUUGCUGUGCAAGAAAGGUGCUACAAUGACCCCUAUUGACGCAAUUCUCGACCUCGUGAGCAUCGACAAGUUAGACGAGUCCAUCGCGAAACUGCUUUUCCAGUUUUUCGUGGAUUUGACUACGUUGGAGAGAGGUGAAGCAGAUGCCAUGUCUCUACCGAUUGCGGAAGCUGCGAACAUUCCCGUUUGGGAAAAACGUGAAUUGAAUUUUGGCACUCGUCUGCUGAUUCCGCAUGUCUCAAAGAUUCUGAAAGCUAUUGAAAAGGUCGUGAUAAAAGAAUCGUUGGGAAGAAUGAGGAAUGAAAGUGAUAAGAACGUCUUGGCCGUGCUUACGACGUUGUCCGAAAUUUCGGACGAUGCUGAACAGAAUGAAAUGAUUGUUGGAUUAUUGAUCAAUCAUCUAGUGAAGAGUGAAAAGUUGGAUGAUGAAGCUCGACUUCAACUGACGAUUUCCUGUGCAAAUUUCUCACGAAACGUUGAAAACUGGGAUGCAAGACUCAAAUUCAUCAGAGAAUUGUCUCCUUUGCUUGGCAAGAGAACGGGACCAACUAUAAGCAAGCAAUUGAUCGAAAUUUUCAAUGCGCUGCUCGGAGACAAAGAUGGAGAAUGGGCAAUUAUGAAAAAGUUCGUGUCGCACGGGCAUGCUUGGAAUCCGAAACGUGCCGAAGAGCCUAAUUUCAAAAUGAGGUUGGAUGCUUUGUCGGAAAUCAAUGCAAUCCUGCGGAGCAGUGUUUCGCUUUCGAUGGAGUGCUUGCUUAUGAUUGUUCACACCGCUUUCCAGUUCAUUUCUUGGACAGACGAGAUGGCUAUCAGAGAUGCUGGAUCAAAUACGAUGCAGAUGUUGGUGAUAUUUUUAUUCAACAAUUCCGCAACCCCUGGGAUCAUGUCGGACUUCUUACCAAAUGUUGUCUUGAAAGCCGUCAGAAGAGGAAUCCUCGAUACAAAUGAAAAUAUUCGAGCCGAGUAUCAUACGAUUUUAUCUGUAAUGGUACGAGAAAGUGUCAAAAGGAACACGGGACCAAGGAUCUUGAAGGAGCUUGGUCAAUUGACCAACGAAGACGUCGAAAAAGAUUUCUUUGAAAACAUGAAGCAUCUUAAGGUGUUUAAAAGAACGAAAGCGCUUGCAGAUUUAGCUAAAGGAAUCCGGGAUGACAGUUAUAAGUUUUCUGAUGACACCUUGGGUCAAGUUCUGCUCCUGUUACCUUCCACGUACUUGUUCAAUCGUGCAUAUGUGAAGGACAAUCAUUUAGUUGAUGCGGCUAUUGAGGCUCAAGCUGCGAUUGCGUCUCGAUUAUCAUGGUAUAGAUACAAGUUGUUACUCAACUUUUGCGUGAAAAAGAUCCUCACAGACUCUGAGUUUCACAAAGUAGCAGUCAAAACGCUCACCUCCGUACUCAAUGCCUUCAACUUCGAAGUAGCCGCAUCACUACCCCCGGGAACCGAAACUGCUGCCGAAGUCUCCCCGGAUGACGAAACUAAGAAUGAAAUUGAACUUGUUGAUAUGGAUGAAUCGACUGAAAGAACCAACGCAAAGGUUCCUAUAGCAGCCAAGAUCCACAACGAAAUCGCACAUCAGUUCCUUCCAAAAUUGGAGCGUUUGUUAUCCAAGAGAACGGCGGGUAGGAAGCAAUCGGAAAAUUCAAAACCUGUUUUUCAAGAGGACGAAGACGUGUUGAGAGUUCCGAUUGCCCUGGCGUUAGUCAAAUUAUUGAUGAAACUGCCCGAUUCUAUUCGGGUUUUACGAUUGCCUGGGAUACUUCUGACGGUGUCAACAUAUCUCAAGUCUAGGGCAGAAAGCGUGAGAGCGUCAGCGAGGAGCGUGCUGAUAAAAAUAAUGAUGAUUCUUGGAUGCAAAUAUUUGCCGAACUUGAUGCGAGCUAUGCGCUCGGUGUUGUUCAGAGGAUAUCAAGUCCACGUUCUUGUGUUCACGUUGCAUUGUGUUCUGAAAGCUAUGGAUUCGGCCAAGCAAAUUUCUUGGGGUGACUUGGAUGAAUCGAUCGCAGAUUUGACCCAGGUGUGUCGGUCGGAGCUUUUCGAAGAAAUUUCGGAGGAAAAAGAAGUAGCAGCGAUUACUUCAAAAUGGAUCGAAGCUCGUGGUGGUAAAGCCUUCGAUGUGUUUGAAAUCUUGGCUCGUUAUGUUUCCCGAGGUCGAGUCCUUGAUCUGUUCCGUCCAUUGCAAGAGGUUCUAAGUACUGCGAAGUCCAACAAGAUUGUAUCGAAAGUUUCUCGCUGCCUCGAUCACCUGGUCUUGGGUCUGGUACAAAAUGAGGGCCUUGGGCAUAAUGACCUCAUUUUGCUCUCCCGAGGCCUCGUGAAAGAAUCAAUCCCCCAGUUGCAGUUGAACGCUGUUGCCGAAAACACUAAGAAACCCAAGCGUGAUAAACGAUUACGACCGGACGGAGAAAUAUUCUUGAUUCCCGCUGAACCAAAACGAGCCGCGGCGGCAGUCAAGACGGCGUUGAAAGUGCACUCGCAUUUGCUGGUACAAGCAGGACUCGAGGUGUUAUUAAGCUCGCUGAAAAACAAGAAAAUUUGUUUGAAUAUUGAGAAAGACGUGGAUGGGUUCCUCAUGGAUUUGAUAGCUUUGAUAGAUCACCAGAGUGUAAAGCUCGUCACAGUUGCCUUGCGUUGUUUGGCCUUAAUACUUCGAGCUGCUCCCGAGGAGAUCCCGUCAUUCAAAGCGGACGCCUCCAAGACAUUAAAGGACAAACUUUUUGCCAUCAUACAUAAAUAUUCAUCCCCUGGAAUGUGUAUCAGUGAGAAUGACGAGCUCGUAACAAUUUCAUUCAAGCUGAUGACUCAAAUGAUCUGGGAUAUUGACUCCUUGGAGCUUACAGAGAGUCAGUUGAAGCUACUCUUACUGCACGCUGAAGCAGAUUUGAAAGACACGACGAAGCAAGCAAUGGGAUUUGCUUUACUCAAAGCUAUACUGAAGAAGAAAUUCGCUGCUGAGGAAAUCGGCGAGGUUAUGAAGGGGGUUGCCAGGAUUGCUAUUGUCGCCGAAUCAGUGCAAGAACGUUUUCGAGCGAGACAAGCGUAUUUGACGUAUCUCAUGGAUUAUCCUUUGUCGGAUGCAGAAAUUUCGAAAGCCGUUGAUUUUUUCAUUGAUCAAAUGGAGUAUGAGUUCGCCAGUGGACGUGAUUCCGCCGUCGAAAUGCUUUUCGUCGUCGUGAAGAAUUUUCCUGAGGCUCGUGUGGACAAAUUCUCUCCAAAGCUUUUCGUCAACUUGGCGACGAGGCUCGUGAAUGAAACCGAAAUUCACGUGCGUCAAAUGGUGGUUAUGCUUUUGACGAAGUUACUUGGUCGCAUUGGCAAAGGACGUCGUGAUGCUUUGUGGGAUCUCACUACAUUAUGGUUGAAAAACAAAGCUGUUAGCUUCAAGAGGCUAGCAGCAGAAGUCUUCUCUAUCUUCUUGAAUGUUGAGAAAGUUAGUUUCAAGCCAAGACUGCGGGAAGCCUUGAAAAUGCUUUUGGAAGCUGUGAAGCCAUCUUUGUAUUCUGACGUACCGGUGUCGGAGUCUGCGGAAGACAUCGCUAUCGCUGAAAAUCACGGUUUGACUGUGAAACUCAACGACCUAUUCAUCGUCCAUGUUUUUCGUUUCAUCCUUGAUCUGCUGUCCGUGAACAUCAAUGCUUUAUAUGUCAAUCGAAAGAUGUCUUCCAUCUUGAGAGCAUUCUUGGACAUCGCGCAGCGCUUGUUGUGGCACCCGCAAGUACAAGUGAAGCUGGUUUGCGCUCAAAUUUUCGGGAUCGUGUUCCAAAACCUCGGGGACCCGAAAUUUGUCCUGGCAGCGAAUGGCUGGCACCGACCCGGCUUCGAAAACCUCGAAAUUCCUUCGGCAUUCCGUUUCAAGUUUUACUUGGAAUUUUUUAGUGCGCCUGGAUGGAAGAAACGGGUCGUGAAUCUUUUGUUCAUGUGCUUCACCCAGCUGCAAGCAAAAUUGUUGAACGAAGAACUUGCCACUCAGGUGGUUAAAAAUCUGAUUUACCUAUCGAAGUUUGCUGUGAUUUUGAAUGCUCCAGACCACAUUCAGUUUGGCACAGAACCCAAAAAAUCCACUGAAGACGACUCCGCGGAGAAGGAUGAAAUCAAACCGAUUCCGAGCAGUAGUGCGACGGUUUCCGAUGUGUGUGAAGAAAACAUAGAACUCAUAUCCAUUGACGAUUCAGAUGAGGACGAGUUGACUUCUAAUCCAAUGGACCUGGACCUUCCUGAACCGUUUCCCGUCGAUGAAGAAGACAUUUGCGAUAGUGACGUACGAGAUCCUAAAGACGAACCGAAUGAAGACGAUGAUGUUGGGAAUGUGCCAUUGAAGAAUGAUCCAGAGGAUUUAGAUCGGUAUUUAACGUUCGAUUGGUUGUCGAGCAAGUUAAAACGUGAAGCAUAUAUAGAGAUGAAGAAGACUCCACAAGUCCUCACAAGAAGACAAACGUUAUUCCGAUGGAUUGCGGGGCUGAGUUUCGCGGUGAAGAGCGACUUAGGAACGCAGGCUCUGAAAGAAAUUCUGCCAGUUCUUCUGCCGCCUUUGGUUAGGGAACUGUCCGAUCCAUCCUGCCCACCGCAACUGAAGGCACUUUGUGAAGAAACGGGGCGUUAUAUGAAGAAGUUCGUCGGAGGAGAAUUUUACUCCAAUGAAUACCAAAAGGCGCAGAGCACUUUGAACACUGCGAAACAGGAUCGGAAACGAGACAGAGCGACUCUGGCUGUGACGAAUUAUGAAGUUUCUGUCAAGAAGAAAAUGAGGAUGAACGCGGCCAAAGGAGUUUCAAGAAAGCGGAAAAACGAGAACGCGAGGAUACAGCGGCAGUUCGGAGGGAAAAAGCUGAAAGAUCUUGUCAAGAAUGCGAUUCGCAAGUCCGAUGAACACAUGUCGAGAAGCGCUGAAUUUGAUAUGGCGCUUCUGCCUUUGGAGACCCACUCAUAUUGCCGAAGGUGGUACUUGGUUAACCUCUAUGGUGCGGCGUCAUUUUGGCAAGCAGCCAUAUUCAAUUCUUAUGGUCCAAUUUACUCGAGUUUGAAAGCCGCGUAUCCGGGUGUGUGGAAUGAUGCUCAGAUCGCGAUGCAAGGCAAUUGGGGAGCGAUCACGUAUGUGCUCUUCUUCAUCCCAACUUCGUUCAUCAUGAGGAAAUUUGGUGUGCGAACGGUGAUCCUGGGAGGCGUUGGUUUGACUUGGCUUGGAACCGGGUUCAGAUGUCUUGGUGUGAACCCCGAACCUUUUCUCGGGUUAUGUCACCUUUGUUCCGUGUUGAACGGAAUAGCAGGCCCAUUGCAACUUGUCGUCAUUCCUGCCUAUUCAGCCCGAUGGUUCCCGAACCAUCAGAGAACCACGGCGACGAGUAUUGUCGUGGCGUGGAACACUCUUGGGAUCGCGGGUUCUUUUUUGUUGCCAAACUUGUUGGUGCCUGGAAGCGACGUGGAUCAAGAUGGACAGAAACUUUUUAUUCAGCAGUUUAUGCUUAUCGAGUUCAUUGUGUCGUCCGUUUUGCUGUUGGCGAUCUUGUUGUAUUUUCCGGAGAAACCGCUUUUGCCUCCGUCUGUUACGUCAAGUACGGUAAGGCCAAGUUCUGCCGACUCCUUGCGGAAAUUCACGACGAGUCCAUUGGCUUGGGCCUUGUCAUUGUCGUUCGGACUUUCUCUGGGUGCGACGGGAAUAUUUUCUGCCGUCGUGAAUGUUGAUCUUCAAUCUCUUGGCAUUGAUGAGUGGUCUGUCAACUGGUUUGGUGGAGUCACUGUCAUCAGUAUGUGUAGCCUGAUGUUGCUGGUUGCGUCGGUGUGCGAUCAGUUCGUGACCUGGCUGAAAACCGUCACUUUGACUCUUCUGGCAGUUUCAAGCUUAUUCUACUCGUGGUUCCUGGGCAUUUACACCGGUCUAAUUCCUGCCAGCACAGCCACAAUGUUUUUGAGUCUUGGAGUCGCGUGGGCUACAAAUUCGUGCAUUCUACCACUGUUCUUGGAACUAACAGCGGAAGCUCUUUACCCGGUGGAGGAAAGCGUUUCCGCAGGAUUUUUGACUGGAAUACAAAAUAUUGUGGGAGUCUUCUUCCUAAGCUUAGCCUUCAUACCUGGAAUUAAUUUUGCUCUGAUGAUCAAUGUAGCGAUGGUUGUCUGCACCAUUUUAUCGUUCCCGGUUUUAGCUGCGUGUAAAAUUGAAUACAAGCGCAGUCGCAGGGAUGAGAGGGAAAAUGAGGAUUGAUAGCGAAUGGAUAUCCAGCGGCGAUUCCUUACCAAAAACUAUCCUGAAAACAGUACGGGAUUAUUUGCCAAAAGAUGUGUUUAGGUUUGAUUUCAUGCGAGACUUCUAUGCUUUUGAAUCUGUAAUUUAGCAUUUUUUAUCCGAACUCCUUUAAUGAUCUGAGGGGAUUACUUUUUGAGUAGAUGCCCGACAGCAGAAGGGAACGACAUGAAGAUCUCUUUAAUUUCUGACAAUUUAACUGAUUUCUUCGUUAGAGCUGUGAUGUUUGGUUACGAAUUCGCACUUGUGAUUGUGUCAAAGGAAAUUCAGCGAGCGAAAAAAUAUUUGUCCCCGGAAUUAUAGCUGGAAAACCUUUUGUUGGAAAUAAAGUUCCGGAUUCGGACAAUUACUAUGCACGACGAA
This is a messenger RNA of Notodromas monacha, 9990 nucleotides long. The record is from the annotation of a GenBank genome assembly. NCBI's taxonomy places the organism in Eukaryota, Metazoa, Arthropoda, Ostracoda, Podocopida, Cyprididae.